Molecule: messenger RNA, 756 nt
Organism: Mesorhabditis spiculigera
Lineage: Eukaryota; Metazoa; Nematoda; Chromadorea; Rhabditida; Rhabditidae
Source: the annotation of a GenBank genome assembly
AUGCACAUCUGCGGUCGCGAGGGAAAUUUGCCACAAGAUGCCCAAAACCUUGAGAUUUUGGCACACGGAAUGACGGUCAAACUCUGGGAUAUGGCGGGAUGGGAGGUCAGGAUACAAAAGGAGUCAGAUUACCACAUUCCCGAUUGGUACUUUAUUGGGGGACCCUGUGGACAUUGGCAAUUGCAGGUGAGCCCGUUCUUCCGCUGGCUCGCAACCGUCAACGCGCUCGAUGUAUGGGGGGAUGGGUAUGACUACACUCGACGCUGGUGGAAUGUCUUCCGCAAGAUUCGACUCAAUUAUCGAGGCAGCCUCGACCAGCUAGUAUUGUACGGGGGCUUUGUGACGGAUGCUGCGUGGCACGAUGCAGACGAGAUGCGCGAUUUUUUGCUGGUCAUCUGUCCGGCAAGAGUUCAGCAACGAGGAUUGGUGCACCUCAUUGAAGCCGUCCGGUACUGGGAGUUGGAUGAUCCUGACAAUGAUGAUGAUCCUCAGGCCAUCAAGCCAGCAAAAUGCUUGGAGCACCUCGCGAGGAGGCUUGAACACGACCACGAUGGGUUCAUGGAAGGUGUGGAUGGGAUCGAGGCGGAAAGAAUGAAGCAAUGGGUCGAUAAUGCCCUCGAGGACUCCCAGCGACCAACGGCACUGCAAUUCUUCCAAAUAUGUGUAUAUGGAAAAUCGUUCCACGUUGCCUCCGUAUGGCAGCCGUCCGAUGGAAUCAGCCUUCACGCCCAGUUGCUGAUAUACAUUUUUGACAAC